Periconia digitata is the source of this 701-nucleotide messenger RNA. The record is from the annotation of a GenBank genome assembly. Lineage: Eukaryota; Fungi; Ascomycota; Dothideomycetes; Pleosporales; Periconiaceae.
AUGGCCAUUCAUGGCUUCAAUGUUGAUAACCGUGCGCUGCGCUUGGGCCCGAUGAUGACGGUGUCGAUCUUGGUCGCUCGCUGGCAGGCUUUUUCGAUUCCUCACUUAAUCCACGAUCCGCCGCACCUUUUGUCUUCGUUCCGCCCAUGUUUUUCUGUCCUCCGCCAGCGGGAUCCCCCACACGCACGCAUUGAGCAGAGCAGCCCUAUCGAUCGCAAUCCCGCCCGCCCGCUGUCUUGCGCACUCGGCCAGGAACAGACGAGCAAACCAACGAACCGAACGAUUGUGCCCGUCGGACCCUGCGUCUGUCUGCCCGUCUGCCAGUCCGCCAGUUGAGCCCGCUGCGCGCACAGCCCGAUUCUUCACCUUACGUGCCUGUUACUGCUACAUACGCGUCCGCCAACCUCUAUUCACCCCUACGGGUAAUAUAUACAUACAUACACGUGUGUGGCUGUGUGUUCUCGAGUCCUGUGUCUGCCCGAGUAGCAAGAAAAAGGUGCGUCUUCUCCCUGUCUUGCCCGCGAGCGCUGCACCAACUGUGUGCGCGCGCGCACACUGCUGCUCCACCGAGGAACGACCUGCUUGCUCGUCUUACCAUUACGAUUACUAUUGAAUAUUCUGGAAACUGACCGACUAUGCUUUACAGCCAUUUGUCCUAGGGGUUUUUUUUUCGCCUGCCCCCCUUCCCUCGGCGCGCGCCG